This is a messenger RNA of Colletotrichum gloeosporioides, 198 nucleotides long. RefSeq lists its product as uncharacterized. The record is from RefSeq and is a predicted model, not a curated record. The annotation marks the transcript as partial. The transcript has a single exon. NCBI's taxonomy places the organism in Eukaryota, Fungi, Ascomycota, Sordariomycetes, Glomerellales, Glomerellaceae.
GGUGUUGAGCACUUACUUCUUGAGACCAGUGGGUGCGUUGUAGUUGUCACCCAACAGGAACUCAUCGUCAACGGGGCUGUCGUCGUAGCGAGUAGCGCCCGUGAGACCACUGGGGGUGCGGCUGCGGCCACGCUCGCCGUCCAUCUUGGCACCGAGACCAGCGCUGGAGCCGGGGCGGCUGGGAUUGGGGCUUCUUGA